Molecule: messenger RNA, 3756 nt
Organism: Acanthocheilonema viteae
Lineage: Eukaryota; Metazoa; Nematoda; Chromadorea; Rhabditida; Onchocercidae
Source: the annotation of a GenBank genome assembly
AUGAAGAGUACGAAACGAAAAGAUCACAAUAUAACGCAACUAAUCCGCUAUGCAGAGUCAUUGGAUUCAAAGGUAUCCGAGGAUUCUCUAGAAGCAUUGCAAGGCCUGAUUAGUCAAGGAGAAGGUAUUAGUCAACUGGUAACUUGCUAUAUACAAAAUCGAUCAUCUAUAGCAGUGGAAUUACUUUGUAAUGAUUUUUUGGCCAAAAAUACUCUACCUGUGCUUACACUUCUCGGACAACUAAUACAAAAAACCCCAAGUUGGUUACCAAAGCUUGCUGAGCAUUCACUUUUUGAUCAUAUCUUGAAGUUUAUUCGGCCAUCUGAGAACAUUGUUGUGGUCGUAUCCGCGAUCCUUCUUGUAUCCGCCUUGCUUCCACAUUUUGCUGGUCCAAAAAAAUCGAUAUUGCUGAACCUAUUUCGUCUACUAAUUGUAGCCUGUAAUAUGCUUUAUAACUUCAAGAAAUUAUUUGAUCAACAGAAAGCAGAUGUCAUUGAAGGAAUAUAUGUGUCACAUCUGUAUAGUGCAGUAAUCCAAUAUUUUAUCGUUUUAUAUGGAAUUUAUCCUGCAACUUUAGUAGAAUACUUGAGAAAUCAUAUAAAUGUUGUGGAUGGUCGAGCAAUGCAUGUACUUAAAGCAUUAUUUUCUGCUGUGAAAUUCCAUCCGAACAUAUUAAGUGCUACUGUUGAACAGGAACUAGAUCGAAAUCGCUGGAAUCAGCGUGAAGCGCACGAUUUUUUAGCUGAUUGUCGACACGUGCUUGUACGGCCGGUCUUACCAGCAUUUGUUAAAGUUGGCAAAUUAAUCUCGUCGAAUCACACGUUAGAAACAUCGAGUUCAACAUUGUCCUACGUAUCACAGCUACCAGAUCUAAACGAUUUAUUCCCAACAGAAACAGAUUCAUCAUCAUCCAAUUCACUGGGUACUUCCUUCGAUCAUUGGAAUGAAGAAGAUGCUUGGCUAGAAUGCGGAAAAAGCGAUUCGGAUAUUCUUCCGGACUCAAGAUCUGGUUCAUUAGAUAACCGUGUUUCAGAUAUAGUCAUAACUUUUUCCACAGAAUACUUUUCAUGUAAAGAAUCAAGUACACGACGAGCAACAGCUGGUGCAACAGAUUCGAAACACGUAAGACGAUCCUCCUUGACACAGAAGUUUAAUGAUUUUAUUCGAAGACGUAAGUCACGAACUCUGUCGGAUGAACCGUUGCUUCAUAGCUUACCACUACCCAGAACAUUUCUGGUUACAGCAAGAGAUGGAACAAUAAGUAAUGAACCAAUUGAAGAAAUUUUUGUGCGCGAAGAUGUCCGAAAACGCAGUGAUGAGACUGGACAUAUCGAAGAAGGUGUAGAUGCUCGAGAAAUUUGUUCACCUUCUAUCCCAUUUUCAUCAAUACAGCCUUCAGAAGAUUCAUUUGCAAAUACUCCUGCAACAAUUGUACCGCUGGAAAGCAUGCAUCAGCCACAAUCCAAAGCGUUUGUUCCUUCGGAUGCCUUUGGGAAUCGCGAAGUUGAAAUUUUUUCAUCAACGAACAGUGCAACAAGCGCUGGUGCUGUCAAAACUUUUCCGCAAGAUAUCGAUGCUGAUAAUACAGAAACUAUUCGUUACCGAAAGAUAAAAGAAUUUAAAAUGAAUGAAGCCAAAGGACCGGGCGGAAGCAUUUCUAAUGAGAGCGCGAAUCGUUUUUCGGUAACUUCGUUUUUUCGAAAAGUGAAUCGUCAACGAUUCAUAAAUGGAUGUUGUCAUAAAAAAAGUGAAGUAAUUGAUUUCCUUGGUCAUCUGGGGAAUUUCUCGCAAACGCAAUUGCUUCGUGCUUUUUCUUGUCCUGAUCUAUUACAUGUUCCGGAAUUGGGUGAUAAAGAAAAAAUAUGCAGUUUGAGUGAUUUGAAGCAACGGCAGUUUAUGGUCGCAAGAAAUAUGGAGUUCUCUGUUGAAGAUAUUGAAGAGCUAAUUGCUCAAAAAUAUCCUUAUCUUCCUUUUCUGCAAACUCUUCCUUUUUCUCUAAUUGAUGAAGAAAACCUAAAUGAAGAAUUGAAAUGCGAGCAUGAACGUACACGUCAAAAUUACAUAGAAGCAAGUGCUGAUUAUCAUACAUGCUUAAAACAGCUUGGCUUAGCCGAUCGUCUGCCAGCAACAAUUUAUGAUGAUAUGUUUCAACAACUUAAGGGUCUUUCGGCUGAAACUCAAAUAAAAAUUCUCAAUGCCCGACUGGCACUUGUUAAUCAGCAUUUAUUGUACGAACGUUGUGGAAGAUUGCUUCAUGCCGAACGAAAUCGUCGACUUUUUGGCCGUCUGAAACAGCAGAAAUCAUUGGAAUCGGAAAAGAUAUCUCUCAGCGUGGCUCUUCACAAUGCACAAGUUGAAAGAGAACAACUGAUAAAUGCUUUAACAGAUCUCCGGAAGCGAGGCAAUGUAGAACGGUCAAAACGGGGAGAGAUUGAAAAGAGAUAUUGUGAGACGAUAAAGACUUAUCGCAAUGAGGCAGACCAUUACUUGGCUCUUCUAACGAAUUUGAAACUGAAGAUGGAAUCUAUGGUUGAAAGCAACAAUCAUCGACAGGUUGAAUUAGAAGUAUAUAAAAGAAGAUCUGAGGACACGGAAAUGAAGUUAUUAUUUGCGGAAUCAAAACUGGAGGGAAUUGAAACUUUAAAAACGGAACUUAAAAAUGCUCAUCAAAUUAAUCAACAACUCAGGGAUGAAGUUUCACUGCUUCAAAAACGAUUAGAAGAGGAGAGCUUUGGGUCAAAGUCACGGAUUAGGUCAAUGGAACUUGACACUUCGCAAAUAGUAGCUGAGGUAGUGCGAUUGAAGAGUUUAUUGGUCAGUGAAGAAAGAGCGAAGGAAUCUGCAAAGGCUAAAGCUCGGAAGUACGAAGAUGAAUUAAUGAUUGAGAGGAGGCGCUGCACUGAAUUCAGUGCUGUCUUUGAAAGAGCCAAAAAGGAGAUCGUGGCACUAUCAAAUUCCGAAAAAUUGGUAAGCAUUGAACCGCAGAUGUUGUUUCCAAGAAGUUCUCUUAGCGAAAUGUGUUUUUCGAAUAGCAGUUCACAGGGAAGUUUUUUUCCAUCUGAAUUAUUUGAUGAAGAAAAUGAAAGUGAUAAUGAUAGCGAUGUACAUAUUCAUGAUAGUGAUACCGUUGUAUCAUUAUCGAAGAAUGACCCCAAAGAUGGAGAAAAAUACAAAAUUACGGCUUUAACGCACAUCGAAUUAAAGCAAUUAUUUUUAGAAAAAACUGCAUAUUAUGGUCGUUUGCAAGGUAAAAUCAUUAAUUAUCGUAUUGCUCAAUAUCCACGUAAGGAAUUACAUCAAAAUAUGGAUGAAGUGAAAUUUAUGGAAUAUGUCAAUGUUGCUGUACGUAAAGCUAUCAAGUUGUGGGAAGAAGUAAUUGAUGUUAAAUUUAUCGAAUGGCAUCGUGAAAAAGCAAAUAUUGAAGUAAUAUUUACAACAUUUUAUCAUGGUGAUAAAUAUCCAUUUGAUGGAAGUGGAAAUGAAUUAGCGCAUACGUUUUAUCCAAAUGAUCUCAUAUGGCAUGGACAAAUUCACAUCGAUGAUAGCGAACCAUGGGGUCCAACUGGUGGAAAUUUGGAUUGGGUUAUGGCACAUGAAGUAGGUCAUGCCUUAGGCCUUGUUCAUAACAAUGAUGAGUCAUUGAUGACAUCACAUUAUCAUGGCUUCAAAGGAACAGUGCCGAAAUUGCAUCCAUGUGAUAUCGCUGCGAUACAGUCAUUGUAUGGUUCGUUUAUAUCGUUUGCUUCUGUUAGCUAA